CGCCGUCCAUCGCUUCCGCAUUGACUGCAGUUCUGUCAAUGCGGGAGAAUGAAUAACUCUAAAUGUGCCAUUACCCACAAACGACGGAGACCACAACGCAUCAUACAAUGUAUAUACGUGGUGGGAUUCAUGGAUCUCUUUGGGGUCAGUAUGAUUAUCCCUUUGCUGAGUCAUCAUGUGAAGUCUUUGGGAGCAAGUCCUACAGUAGCUGGGAUUGUAGGAUCUACAUAUGGAGUAUUACAACUCUUCUCUAGCACUGUUGUGGGAAGUUGGAGUGAUGUGGUUGGGAGGCGCUAUUCACUACUGACGUGCCUUUUCAUCAGUGCCUUUGGAUAUGGCCUGCUGGGUAUGUCCACUAGUAUUGCGCUCUUUGUUCUGGCCAGGAUACCAGUGGGGCUUUUUAAACACUCCCUGUCUAUCUGCCGAGCGAUCCUGUCAGAUCUUGUGUCGGAGAAAGAACGGCCUCUAGUGAUGGGUCACUUUAAUGCAGCCUCAAGUGUGGGAUUCAUCCUGGGACCAGUGGUGGGUGGAUAUCUCACUGAACAUGAGGGGGGGUUUUACUUAUCCUCAUUCGUCUGUGCAGCUAUUUUCUUUCUAAAUGCAGGUUUGGUCUGGAUGUUACCGUGGAGCGAGACAAUAAACCACCGUAUCGAUGCAAAUGCUAAUAGUAAAACCAAAACCAGCAAAACCUAUGAUGGGUUAAAGAACUCAGUCCAGCAGAACUGCUCAGACAAAAACUACAUUCGGCAUCCUAAUGCACCAGCAGUCCAUAGUCGAGCAAAUGGAGGAUGGGGUUGGCGGGACAUCUUCCAGUCUGCCUGGAGACAGCUAACCUCAGUGUGGAUGCGGAUCUGCAUGGUGGCGUCCUCGGAUUUGUUGGACGUGUUCCUGGUGCGGCUUCUAAUGGCUGUAUCUAUAAUGCUGUACUAUAGUAACUUCUCCUUAGCCAUGGAGGAGCGUUUUCAGCUCAAACCAAAGAUGACAGGAUAUUUGAUCAGCUACAGCAGUAUGUUGGGAGCCCUUGCUGGCUGCUUGGUGGGACCCGUAACAAACCUCUAUGACAACAACAUGUCUGCUUUAUUGUUGCACUCUACAGCGCUCACCUGCACGUUGAUCUUCCUGUAUGCCACGGCACCCAAUGUCUGGCAGGUCCUGCUGACCUCCACGUUCUUUGCAAUCUCUACCACUAUCGGCCGCACUUGCAUCACCGACUUGGAGCUGCAGCGUGGGGGAGCCCAAGCUAGUGGGACUUUAAUCGGAGCGGGACAGUCAGUCACAGCUGUGGGACGGGUCCUCGCACCACUGCUGUCUGGUCUGGCUCAAGAAUUCAGCCCCUGUGGACCACCUAGUUUGGGGGUUGUGCUGGGUCUGCUAGCUGUGGGCUUGCUACUCGUGAGGACUCCUAAGUGGGAAAGUAAGACAAAGGUUAAAGACAAGAGUCCCAAACAAUGACGUGUAAACCACUUAAAGCGAAGGAAAGAUAAAGGACUGUGAUGGCAGCUGUCUUUUUUCCUCUCAGGUAAUGUGAUUGUGGGAGUUCUGAUCUGUAUCCCACCCAUAGAAUAUCAGGACGUCAAUGUGAGAGACGGCCGUCAGUAAGGCUGCCUCCUGUGCAGCCAUGCUGAAAGAGAGCAACUGCCUGUACAAAUGCAGACAGAGUCUGAUGCAAUGUCUAAAAAGAUGAAUGUUUAUAACAGAACAUUUUGCUGGUAAACAGUCCAACAACAAUGGUCAAAUAAUGGCGUGAUGGUACACGUUACGUGCUUCAGACAUUUGUCACAAUGAAGGUGUUCCCAUUCCCAUAGCGACAGCUAUCACAGCAUUGGUGUGAACCUAUAUGGGGAACCAAUGAUAUUCUGUUUCAAAACAUCAGAAGUGGGACAUUCAUCAUUGAAAAACCGUUAUCUGUGUUCCCUGGCAGAAUUUAACAGUAAAAGUCAGAUAAACAAAUGAAAGGUAAGGCUUGUAUGCUACCCAAAAAAAAAAAAAAAAAAAAAAUCAAUUUAGCAUUUUAGGAGGGAUAAACUUUACUACAUGAUUGAGUUUUAUGGAAGUAAAUAAUGCCAAAUGUUUUUACAAACAAAUUAGCCUGUUGAAUUGCACUACUUGAAAACUUGCAUUAACCAUGCUUGUAUUUUCAUGAUCUGAAAUUCAGCAUGGUUGAAUAUUUAAGCGGUGAAUAAUGUUUUUCAAAUUUAUUUAAAACACAUUUUCAUUAUUAGAAAUUCAAUAAUCCAUAUUCACCUUUCAUUUUUCACUUCCAAAAUAUUUCAAACUGUUUAAAAAAUAUUUUUCGGGCCAUUUUAUUUCGCUUUGCAAAUUCGCUUCCACAAAUUCAGUGGUUCAAAUUCGACAAAUUUGACAAAAUUGAGGAAAAUCAGUAGAUUACUGAGCAUAAUCCCUAUAGCCUACUCGAACAUUCAAUGGCAAUAAAACAUAUUAUACACAAAUGCACUUAAAUAGCUGUAAAAGAGUUUUUUUGAAUGAAUGGCUUGCUCUGGUCUUUGUCAACAUCACACUUUUUCACCCCCUGCUGGUGAGACUGACUAACAGCAGUUGGUGAUUAUGCUCGGUAAUCUACUGCUUUUCCUGCAGUUCCUGGAUGUCAAGUUGAAUUAAUUGUUGAAUUUGAACCACUGAAUUUGUGGAAGUGAAUUUGCAAAGCGAAAUAAAAUGGACCGAAAAUUGCCUGUUGAAUUUUUAAUAGGUUGUAUUUUUAAACAGUUUGAAUAUUUUGGAAGUGAAAAAUGAAAGGUGAAGAUGGAUUAUUUAUUUUUUUAAUAAUGAAAAUGUUUUAAAUGUAUUGAAUUGAAGUAUUCACAGCUUAAAUAUUCAACCAUGCUGAAUUUUAGCUCAUGAAAAUGCAUUUUUUUAAUGCAUUUUUUUAUGCAAGUAGUGCAAUUCAACAAGCUAAUUUGUUUGUAAAAACAUUUGCCAUUAUUUCACUUCCAUAGAGUUUUACCUCACUGUGGCAUACUUGUUUAACCACUAUUUAUCAUUGGUGCACUUCAGAAUAUGCACUUCCUUCUGUAGUUCUCCAAAGGCUAGCAAUAAUGUUUUCCAUAAAACUAUACAAAAAACUAAACACUAGAUCACACACACACACACACACACACACACACACACACACACUACUGUUCAAAAGUUUGGCGUCAAUAAAAGUUUUUUGUUUGUUGUUUAAUAAUAUUUUUCAGAAAGGAUGCACUAUAUUUAUCUAAAGUGACAGUGAAUAUAUUUACAAAAAAAAAAUCAUAAAUGCAAUAUUAAAAUAAAAAAGUUAUUUUAAAUAUCUUGUAUUGAUAUUUCACACUAUUACUGUUUUUACUGGAUGCUUGAUCAAAUAAAUGCUACCAUUGUGAGCAUGAGACUUCUUUCUCAAAAGAAAAAAAAAAAGUGUCAUCCCCAAACUUUAGAAUGGUAGUGCAUGUGUGUUAAUCACUGUUUUGUUUUGAUUUUUAUCAUCUGAAUUUAUGUUUUACAAUUACUUAUUACAAUAAUUUUAUGUCAGGAAUUGUGUUCACACCUGAGCAUAACACAAUACACAAAGUUCCACUUUCAUGGAUCAAUAAAUUGUUUUAUUACACAUAUUUAUAUUUAUCUGUGCCUAAAAAUGUAAUUAACUUAAAUCUCAUUGAAUAGCAAUAUUUAAGUUCUGAAAGCUAACGUUCAAUUCAGUGAAUUACAAAAAAAUAAUUAUAAAAAAAACUUGUAAAUGAAAAUGACAAUGCACUCAACAAAUACACUGGUUUUAAGACCUAAAACUCACAAUUAUCUCACAAUUAUGAUGGCUUUAGUGUUGUAGAAAGCUUUUAUGUAAAUUGUCACAUAGGAAUAUAUUAUGAUUGUGUUUAACAUGGAGUAAAUUCUUCCCUUUCUCUCUA
Molecule: messenger RNA, 3881 nt
Organism: Pimephales promelas (fathead minnow)
Lineage: Eukaryota; Metazoa; Chordata; Actinopteri; Cypriniformes; Leuciscidae
Gene: slc67a2
Product: solute carrier family 67 member 2
Biological process (GO): transmembrane transport
Molecular function (GO): transmembrane transporter activity
Source: RefSeq, a predicted model, not a curated record